AUGGCAUUCGAUGGCCACAAACCCCUCCAGGGAGGCUCCCAGCGGCGGUCCAGCAGUCCCAUUAGCUUUUUCUCGCCAUCUACAGCCAGAGUGUCCGAUAAAGAUCUCGAAGACGCCCCGACGCGGCCCAUGAGUGUGAAUCCGCUUACAUACCCUCCCACUAAUCACGACCAGACGAAUCCCCCUGGAACCCCUCUGACACUCUCCACUUCCGUCGUUACUGCACCAGUUCCGAUGGCCUCGACGACGCCCGCACUCUCGUCGGGGAUCGCCUCGCCCUAUGUGCCCCCGAUGAACCAAAUCUCAAUGCCCUACAUCAAGCGACACGCCGUCAAACGCGUUAAGAGCGCAAAAGAUGCCUGCAAUACAGAGCUUCAAAAGGUCAUCCACUCGAUUACAAACUAUUUCGAGGAACGGCUUGGCGAGAAAGAGCGCGAAGAGGCAGAGGAACAGUAUGCCAAGGCUCAGCUCCAGCAGCAGUACAUGCGCGAACAGCACAUUCACAGUCGCGAUGCCAUGUCCGAGGAUGGCUCCCAGGCCUCGCAUCUUCAAGUGGGCAGCCCAGGAAAUGUAGCCCCUGCCGAACUUGCAGCGGCCAUUCAGCAGAUUCACAACUCGAAAUAUGAUGCCCACAGUGAGGGUAUGACCGACGCAGAUGAUCGUCCUUUGACGAGGGCAAGCAGUCGGCGAACGGCCAACAGCUCCAGUCGGCCUCAUAGUCGCCAGCCCUCCUUCUCGACACCAGCAGGUCUUCGACGUUCUGGCUCGCUGCAUAAACAGGUUCCUCACUCCGCACCAAUCACCGUCCCAGGCAACAGCACGCAGUCUGGCAGCGGCGAUCAAAGUCCUAGCCUUCGCGCCUCGUCCUUGAUCUAUCAGCCAACACCAACGAAUUGGAGCGCGCAACCGGGCAACCCGCCGGCAACGGCUCCUUUACCGGCGUCCUCUCAGCAACAGCAGAAGCGGCUAUCCAGGCACAUGCACGUGCCCACACAUACUUCUGGCCACUCACAAGUGCAUCCACAGGGUCCACAAUCCGAGAUCUCGUCUCGGUCAACCUCUCGAUCGCGCUCGCCUAUGCCCUUUACGCAGAGCUCGACUGAACAUGCCACGCCAAACUCGUCAUCGCCAAAAACGACGAAUAAACGUCUCUCACGACAUAUGGACAGCAGUACCAACCUGGAGCCACCCGUCGAUCCGUUUGUGUCAACCUUGCACGACCUGAUUGCCGUCUGUACGGAUAUUCUCGAAAUGUCCCCAAACGCCCUCACAUCUAAGCCUGGCAUGGGUGCCGAUUUGGUCAGAAAGGUUCAAGAAGUCGGGCGUGCAUGGGACGCUCAUCCAGAUUGGUACGGACGGACCUGGUACAUUACCGUCCUUCUCGCAGUCGCAACCCUCGCUCGUGUCGUCGAAUGGUUUGAAGCCGAGCGCCAGUUUUGGAACUUCGAAGACAAUGACGAAGAGGGCGAGAUUGAGCCGCUGACGUUUGUGCUCAAACCAGAGUCUGAAGUGGGGUCGAGAAGCGGGUACGAGAGUCGAGAGCGGGAUGAAAGUAUGCCGAGAACGCCCUUGGCACCGUCCAGCGUUCUGGAUGAAAACCCGCUGCGGCUGUCGCGCGAGUCGAGUCUUGGACAAGUGCAUGAAGCGCGACGAUCACGGGAUGAACGCGUGCCGCAAAAGGACCUGCGUGGUAGCAUGCUCAUAGGGGACCAAGGCUUACCAGCUCCAUCGUCAGCGAUGACUGAGCGUGCGGCUCAGCAGCCCUCACCAGCACCUGUUACGCAACCUGCCCAGCCUCUUGUUCACGGCGGUCAGCAAGCUGGAACCGCCGAGGGACAGGGUACGAACGACGGAAGCCUCGCCACGAGCGAAUCCAUGCGGGUAGAGGCUAGCGAGCACCUUCGGCAGAAGGCUGAUAAAGCAAAGACGUCAAAUAUCCUUAUGGAACUGAAUUUAGACGGCGAACACUUUUUAUACAUUAAUCGCAAUUGGUUUGAUGUCAUUGGCUCGGAUCCGGAUACGCUUGUCAAUACUGGGAUGGGCAUUUCUCCUCUUCUUCAUCCUGACGAUCGCAACAAGUUUAGAGAAGCGAGCGAGAAGCUGCAGACGGAUGACUCGCAUACAGUAGAGAUUGUCUUCCGCAUCCAGGUAGAGGAUCCGGACGCGUCUCCAGACGGCCAGUUUCAUGCACCCGUCUAUCGCAAUAUGGAGGGAUCUGGCAUGCUCAUGCUCGACCGCGUCGACCAUGUCCCGUCUCACACGAUGUGGGUCAUCAAGCCCGCACCAGAACCUACACCCACCGAAGAGAAGCAAGAGGUGUUGGCACCAGAACCAUCACCCGGCUUUGCUCGGAUACCGACGACUCCAUUCCGCUUUCCCAUGUCGCGUACCUCGACCGAAGGCAUCAAUCAGCUCGCGAUCCCCGUCAUCAAAUCGCUCUCCGCCACGCCCAUUCUCUGCCGCAUCUGCGAGAACCAGAUCCCGAGUUGGUUCUUUGAGAAGCACAAUGAGACGUGUAACGAGGUGCAUAGAUUUGAAGCCGACAUUGCAGAGUGCAACGAAGGGAUUUCCGAGCUUCGUAAUACUGUUCGAGAGCUUAUCACCGGUAUUGAAAAGCUUGGGGUGAAUGUGGAAAAGACGAUGCCGGAGCGACCAACGCUCGAGUACCGUGGCAUGUCCAUUUUCACUCCCACGAGUACUGGAACGACCAAUUCGCCCAUUCAAGCCUUUAGACCGCCACUUGCGUCGAGGAUGCAGCGCGUCGGUGUCCGCAAAGCCCAGCAACGUCUCCUCGAACAAAUUGAGGAAAUUCUAACGACUGCAUUGGAAAUAUCGGUUCCCAGUCUCAAGGAGGAAGAGGCCAAGGAACCGAUAGAACGACAGCGAUUAUUGUCCCCCGACUCGGAAGAUCGCAUUGGAAAGUGUAGUACGUGGAUCAAGCCGGCUCCGGAAGACCCAGCGCUCUCUCGCCUCGUUCAAGAUUCUGAUCUCAUCAUCAAGCAGAAGUUGGACACGGUUAUGCGUAUGCAAAACACAGUGCGCUAUUCGGAAAAGAUUCGUCAAGAGUGGGCUGUCAAGUACGACGAGGCGGUCGCCUCGAUGCUGCUCGAGCAAUCGACACCAAUCGAGCCGUUGAUGGAGGAGCCUCCAGAAGACAUUCUUGAGGGUGAAGAUAGUGAUGGUGCGUCGAGCACCACGUCUGAAUACGACUUUGGACGCGAACGACCUUCGACUGACCCAACACCAGUCGCCUCUUCUCCGGCUCGCAUUCCUUCCUCGCUCCCAUUGGUACCGGUCAUGCCUGUACCUGUCCCCGCCACAUAUCAGGGUGUUGGAGCGCACAAGCACAGUCGUUCCUCCACUCCGUCUUCAGUCACUUCGCCACUGGCUAUUGCUGCACCGAUCAACGCUUCGACGCCAGAAGCCAUCGAUCGUGCGGCGCUUCUUGCGGCAGUGGAGGAUCACACGCAAACGAUACGCGCUCGUCGCAUGUCGAUCAAUUCCGUUGGAAGUCCCAGCGCCAUGCUGUUAGAACCUAAGCUCCUUGUUACACCCCCUGUCUCACCACUCCUGAGCACUACGGUGCCACCAAUCUCAACGGCUGGGCAUCAUGCUAGGAGGCAUUCGAUUGUGCAGCCCAUUCUCAGCCCGACUGUCGCCGUUGCAUCUGGGUCUCAUCAUGGUCGCCUGCCAUCGGUCGCUCCGUCUGCGGCCAAGGCGGCGCCAUCGUCCAUCCGCGACUUUGACAUUAUCAAGCCGAUCAGCAAGGGCGCGUUUGGAUCCGUCUUUUUGGCCAAGAAGAAGACGACGGGCGAUUAUUAUGCUAUCAAGGUCCUCAAAAAAGCAGACAUGAUCGCCAAGAAUCAGAUCACAAACGUCAAGGCCGAGCGAAUGAUUUUGAUGAAGCAGGCCGAAUCUCCGUUUGUCGUCAGGCUCUUCUUUACGUUCCAGAGCAAGGAUAAUCUCUAUCUCGUCAUGGAGUACUUGAAUGGAGGUGAUUGUGCUGCACUUGUCAAGGCCCUUGGGUCGCUCUCAGAGGACUGGGCGAGAGCGUACAUCGCAGAGGUUGUCCUUGGUUUGGAGUAUCUUCACAGCAAGGGCAUCGUUCACCGUGAUUUGAAGCCAGACAACUUGCUCAUCGACUCGCAAGGGCACCUCAAGCUGACCGACUUUGGGCUCAGUCGUAUCGGUCUCUUGGGCCGCCAGACGCGUGAAUCGCGUCGACUGCCAGAACGUCUACUAGGUGGCAAAGCAGGUCGCGGACGACGUAGCCCAGGCUCGCGGCCGACGUCGUUCGAUUCCGGAUAUCUCCAAUCGCCUCUCCUGUCUGCCAAGAUUGAAGACUCUGGUUCAUAUUUCAACCCACGAAUGGCUGCUGCUGCACAGAUGCAAGAGGACGUCAGCGAGUCGAGUGGUUCAGAGGGGGUUGCACAUCUCAUGUGGCGAAGAGGCAAACAGUCGCAGGCGGACAGCCCGCUACAGUCCUUUGCUUCGGAGCUGGCGACAGAGCUUAGGUCACAGCAAGGCAACAAUAACACUAGCAAUAGCACCGCGAGUGCCCUAGUGUCGUCUGGUCAUACCGGAACCACACCUCCCGCUGCACCUGAGCAAAAGUUUGUCGGUACUCCAGACUACCUGGCUCCAGAAACGAUUCUCGGAUUGUCAGAGGACGAUCGUUGUGUCGAUUGGUGGGCACUUGGUAUCAUUACGUACGAGUUUUUGUACGGCAUUCCACCCUUCCACGCAGAAACGCCGGAUAAAGUAUUUGAGAACAUUUUGUCACGACGCAUCGAUUGGCACGAAGAGUGGAUUGAAUACUCUCCAGAAGCUAGAGAUUUCAUGGAACGUCUCCUGGUAUCAGAUCCGACGAAGCGAUUGGGCAUGAAUGGAGCGCAAGAGGUCAAGGCUCACCCUUGGUUCGCCGAGAUUGAGUGGGACAAGGUCAUGCAAACCAAACCUCAAUUCGUACCAGAAGUAACAGACCCGGAAUCGACCGACUACUUCGAUGCGCGAGGCGCUAUCCCUCAACUAUUCCAGGACGACGAGGCAAUCGCGGUUGCAAAACCCGCUUCAGAUGCCACCACGACUGCCGAUGCGGCAUCAAAGACUCUAUCGGGCAAGGGACCACUACGUGACGCUGUACCGGCGCCGGCAGCAGACGAUUUUGGUACCUUCCAGUUCAAGAACCUUCCCGUCUUGAAGCAGGCAAAUGACGAAGUCAUAAAAAAGCUCAAGUCAGAGCAGGUUGCCGCCAUCACGCAGGCCUUGGGGGAUAGUGCUGCGAUGCAUCAUAGAAGACGCAGCAUCUCCAGGCGCAUCAAUAAACCUACCAAUGUCCUGACCAAUUUCGAGCCCAAGCAAGGAACUACGAAUCCCCCCUCACCGUCGACGUCUGUCUCAUCUAUUGCCUCUUCACCGUCCCGUGGCAGCAUGGGACCAUCCACGCCUGGCAGCGUCCAAGCACAUCUCCGUCGACCCUCGGAAUACACUGCUGUUGAUCGCUUCAAGGCGAAUCAACUUGAUCCAGACCGACGAAACUCUAUGCCGAGUCGAUUGAGGACGGCGUCCGUCUCCAGCUCCGACCACGAUGCAAGCUAUUCUGCUGCAGAAGCUUGGUCACAGUCUAUUGGAUCUUCGGCCACUUCGUCUAGCCCUGCUCCGGAACCAAAGCGUGCUUCAGAGACGAGUGGCGUGGACCGGGCGGUUGUAUGUCUCAUUGCAGAGGACAACCCCAUAUCGGCCAAGAUUUUGGAAACUCUUCUUGUUCGCCUAGGCUGCCGUUGCGUUAUGGCUGCUGACGGGGCAGAAGCUAUCAGUACGGCCCAUGGUGAUAUCAAAUUCGAUUUGAUCUUGAUGGAUUAUCACAUGCCCGUGGUCGACGGUGAAUCGGCAGCUCGAUACAUCAAGAGCACGAAUAAUCUGAAUAAGAGCACCCCGAUUGUCGCUGUCAGCGCCUACGUUGGGGUCGACAGCAACGUAGCCAGCAAUCUCUUUGCGGCUUGCCUUUCCAAGCCCGUGCACAAAGCAGACCUUUUGGCCGUCAUGCGUCAGUUGGGCUUCCGUACAUCUACUUCGGAGGGCCCAAAACCUCUAUCACAGGUUUCGAAAGUUGCUGCGGCCGUGUCGUAA
Serendipita indica DSM 11827 is the source of this 6129-nucleotide messenger RNA. The record is from the annotation of a GenBank genome assembly. NCBI's taxonomy places the organism in Eukaryota, Fungi, Basidiomycota, Agaricomycetes, Sebacinales, Serendipitaceae.